Jatropha curcas is the source of this 3029-nucleotide messenger RNA. It is a transcript of the gene RAD54, whose product is annotated as DNA repair/recombination protein. The record is from RefSeq and is a predicted model, not a curated record. Gene Ontology annotation, biological process: reciprocal meiotic recombination; double-strand break repair via synthesis-dependent strand annealing. Gene Ontology annotation, cellular component: nucleus. NCBI's taxonomy places the organism in Eukaryota, Viridiplantae, Streptophyta, Magnoliopsida, Malpighiales, Euphorbiaceae. Gene Ontology annotation, molecular function: ATP binding; DNA translocase activity.
CAGAAAUUUUCUUUGCUGAAAUGCUUUUACCCGCCAAAUGAAUAGCGGUUUGAAAACGAGCACUGCAUCAGUGCCUCGCAUUGGCAGUCUCUGAACUCCAAAAAGCAGCAAAACAUGUCUUCAUUGGACGAGGAAGAAGGAGAUGAGGAGGAAAUUCUCUCACCGUCCGAUCCAAGCGAUUCCAGUGACGAGUACACCAUCAAUCCAGAAGACUAUCCUGACGAUGAGCACGAAGACGGUGGACCCGGGCCUGUGGCUGAAUGUCCGUCUGACGAAGAUCGCAAAUCAAAGAAUGUGGACGCUCUCGUGAGAGGCAAUCUUGUUGUAAGGAGACAAUCAUUACUGCCCCGAGUUCUUUCAGUAACAGGAGGAGCGGCCAUUUGUAGGAAACCCUUUAAACCCCCAUGUGCCAAUGGAUAUAAAGAUGGAAAUGAAAAGCUCACGCGUCGACUUUCGGCCAGGAAACGAUUUGUUCCAUGGGGUUCUUCGAGACCAGUUUUGGUGGCAAUAACUAAUAGACUAAAUGCAUCAAAUAUCAUUGGGAAAGAUGUAGUGGAGGAAAGUGUGAGUUUGCCACCUGGAAUAGAUCCUUUAGUAUUGUGGCAGCCUGAAGAUGGAGCUGGUAAUUUAGCACCAAUAGUGGUAGAUCCGUUGCUUGUUCAGUUCCUUCGACCCCAUCAAAGGGAAGGGGUUCAGUUCAUGUUCGAUUGCGUUUCAGGAGUAUAUCGUGAUACCGAUAUUAAUGGAUGUAUUUUGGCCGAUGACAUGGGUUUGGGAAAGACAUUGCAAUCAAUCACGUUGCUAUACACUCUUCUUGGUCAAGGGUUUGAUGGAAAGCCUAUGGUUAAAAAAGCCAUCAUUGUUACUCCAACGAGUCUUGUGAGUAAUUGGGAGGCUGAAAUCGAAAAAUGGGUAGGAGAAAGAGUUAAGCUCAUAGCACUAUGUGAAAGCACUAGAGAUGAUGUUGUCUCUGGAAUUGACAACUUCACAAGUCCUCAAAGCAUUUUGCAGGUUUUGAUUGUUUCAUACGAGACUUUCCGGUUGCAUUCAUCAAAAUUUAACCAUAGUGAAUCUUGCGACCUCCUUAUCUGUGAUGAGGCUCACAGGCUCAAAAAUGACCAGACAAUAACAAAUCGGGCUUUGGCUGCUCUCUCCUGCAAGCGCCGCAUUUUGUUGUCAGGAACUCCAAUGCAGAACGACCUAGAAGAGUUCUUUGCAAUGGUAAACUUUACUAAUCCAGGAAUUUUGGGUGAUGCUGCAUAUUUUCGUCGCUAUUAUGAGACGCCAAUUAUUUGCGGAAGAGAACCAACUGCCACAGAAGAAGAGAAAAAGUUAGGUGUAGAGCGCUCUGGAGAAUUAAGUGCAAAAGUGAAUCAGUUCAUCUUGAGAAGGACCAAUGCAUUACUAUCAAAUCACCUGCCACCAAAGAUUGUUGAAGUGAUCUGUUGCAAAUUGACUCCUCUCCAAACAGAUCUAUAUAACCAUUUCAUACAUUCCAAAAAUGUUAAACGAGCAAUCAGUGAAGAAGCAAAGCAGUCAAAAAUUUUGGCUUAUAUUACUGCUCUUAAGAAGCUCUGCAACCAUCCAAAGCUCAUAUAUGAUACCAUUAAAAAUGGAAGUCCAGGAACUUCAGGGUUUGAGGACUGCAUACGCUUUUUCCCUCAAGAGAUGUUCUCUGGGAGAUCUGGUACAUGGAGUGGUGGUGACGGAGCGUGGGUUGAACUUUCUGGUAAAAUGCAUGUUUUGGCUCGAUUACUGGCCCAUUUACGCCAACGGACUGAUGAUCGAAUAGUUCUUGUUUCAAAUUAUACUCAGACCUUGGACCUUUUUGCUCAAUUAUGCCGAGAAAGAAGAUAUCCGCACUUAAGGCUUGAUGGAACCACAUCAAUUGGUAAAAGACAGAAGCUAGUUAAUCGCUUCAAUGAUCCAUCAAAGGACGAGUUUGUAUUUCUGUUAAGCAGUAAAGCUGGUGGUUGCGGCCUUAAUCUAAUUGGUGGUAAUCGACUUGUCUUAUUUGAUCCUGACUGGAAUCCAGCCAAUGACAAACAGGCUGCUGCUAGAGUUUGGAGGGAUGGACAGAAGAAGAGAGUAUACAUCUACCGGUUUCUGAGUACUGGAACAAUUGAAGAAAAGGUUUACCAGCGUCAAAUGUCAAAAGAAGGACUUCAAAAAGUUAUUCAACACCAGCAAAAUGAUAGCCUUGUGGCACAGGGAAACUUUCUUUCAACAGAAGAUUUACGAGAUCUGUUUACAUUUCAUGGCAAUGCUAGGUCUGAAAUACAUGAAAAGAUGAAUUGUCCUCGCUGCCUAUUUCGUGAUGAUGGUGUUGGGAAUUUAACGGAGGCAGAAGAAUCAAUAGGUGGGAGUCAGUCUGACCACGAGGUGUUUGAUAUUGGUGGAUUUGCAGGAAUUUCUGGAAUUUUGCACGAGUUAAAGAAUUCAGAGAAGCAGGUGGGGACUCCACUGGAAGAGGAUUUGGGUAGCUGGGGACACCAUUUUCACUCCUCAACAGUGCCAGAUGCUAUACUUCAAGCUUCAGCUGGUGAUGAGGUCACGUUUGUUUUUACAAACCAGGUAGAUGGGAAGCUUGUACCUAUUGAAUCAACAGCCAGUCCAAAGAUGCAGGAGAUACAAGGAAACAAGAACCAACUCAAUAAGGAAAAUCUUGACAAAAAUUCCAAGUUAAUGUUCCAACACAAGCAACCACCACAAUCUGUUUCCCUCAGCGGAGAUUCUGUGAGAGUUUCAUUAUCUGCCCCUUUUAAGAUUUCACAAAGGGCAGCUGUAAAACGAGCAAGAACUUCUUUGGAUGGAGCAGCAAAUGCAGCACUCAAAUCCAAACUAUCUUUUGCAAGUCAAUUGCCAUUGAAAAGCUUAUCCCCUCAUACUAAUACUAUACAACAUGAUGAUGAUUUUCAGUAAUUUUUUAUUUUUACUGAAAUAAAAUUUUCAAUUCUUUUUCUUCAUCAAAUCAAAAUUGCUUAUCAUGAUUAAUACAAUUCCACCAAAAGGUUCCCUUUAGUUCAAAA